Messenger RNA from Soboliphyme baturini, 564 nucleotides. NCBI's taxonomy places the organism in Eukaryota, Metazoa, Nematoda, Enoplea, Dioctophymatida, Soboliphymatidae. The record is from the annotation of a GenBank genome assembly.
AUGGAUUCAUGCCUGGAAAUCCUGAAAGAUUGUGAGUCCUGUGGAGAUCUUGCGAAAAUCCGUAGCCUUCGUCAAAACGAGGAAUCAGAAUUGGUCCAGACAGAAGCAAUGAAAGAGCAACAGGAACAGCUAGUUUCGUUGACAAAUAACGUGGCGAAACUGAAAGAAGAAUUCGAUUUCGCAACUUCUGAAUUCGAAUCCGGCAAGAAAGCAAACGAUAACGAAUAUCAGGCCGAAUCCUCGAAUCUAGCAAAAGUACAAAAGGAAUAUGAAGAUGCCGUGAAAAAGGAAAACAAUGAAAUCGAAUUUCUGAAGCAAGAUCUAGGAGAUAAGCGCAUAAAGUAUGAGGAAGCGGAUAGCCUAUUCGAGGAAGAAAUUGCAGAGCGCAGACGUGAACUCGAAGCUGAUUUCGAAUAUGCCAAAAAAGCAUGCAGUUGUUACAUGUCGACCGUUUUGCCUCUGACCUCAGGUGCACUUUUGUCUCUGCGGCAUCCUUCUGUUUUUCUGAAUGACAUAUACGGGCAGCUCGCCGAUCGGAUGGCGUGCUCUUUGGACUUCCAGUGA